GGGGCGCGGAGCUCCGGCCCUAUAAGAGCGCGCGGCGCGACCACCUCGGUUUGCGUCGGCGUCUGCUGCGGCGUCUUCCGCUACGCUCCGAGUCCUCACAGCCUUUGGAACCGGGACCGGAGCGCGGCCUCGCGAGUCAUGGAGAUGAAGGCCGUGUGCGUGCUGAAGGGCCAGGGCCCGGUGGAGGGCACCAUCCACUUCGUGCAGAAGGGAAGUGGGCCUGUUGUGGUGUCAGGAACCAUUACGGGAUUGACUGAAGGUGAGCAUGGAUUCCACGUCCAUCAAUUUGGAGAUAAUACCCAAGGCUGUACCAGUGCAGGUCCUCACUUUAAUCCUCUAUCCAAAAAACACGGUGGGCCAAAUGAUCAAGAGAGGCAUGUUGGAGACCUGGGCAACGUGACUGCUGGCAAGGAUGGUGUGGCCACUGUGUCCUUGGAAGAUUCUCUGAUCGCACUCUCAGGAGACCAUUCCAUCAUUGGCCGCACAAUGGUGGUCCACGAGAAACGAGAUGACUUGGGCAAAGGUGGCAAUGAAGAAAGUACACAGACGGGAAACGCCGGGAGUCGUUUGGCUUGUGGUGUCAUUGGGAUCGCCAAGUAAAUAUUCCCUAGGAUGUGAUCUGAGUCCUAGUAGCUCCUAUGUUACCUUGCUAGUUGUAGAAAUUUAACUUGAUAAACAUUAAACACUGUAACCUUAAAAGUGUAAUUUGUGUGACUUUUUAAUUGCUUUAAGUACCUGUAAUGAGAACUGAUUGAUGAUCACUUGGAAGAUUUGUAUAAUUUUAUAAAACUCCUAUUCAGUUAAAAUUGUCUGUUUCAACGAUCUCUGUAUUUUGCCAGGCUUAAUAAUCAUAUAUGGGUAUUAAACUUAAAAUUGUCUGAA
Molecule: messenger RNA, 882 nt
Organism: Zalophus californianus (California sea lion)
Lineage: Eukaryota; Metazoa; Chordata; Mammalia; Carnivora; Otariidae
Gene: SOD1
Product: superoxide dismutase 1
Exons: 5
Coding region: 139-600 (153 amino acids)
Biological process (GO): removal of superoxide radicals
Cellular component (GO): cytosol; nucleus; peroxisome
Molecular function (GO): copper ion binding; superoxide dismutase activity
Source: RefSeq, a predicted model, not a curated record